Messenger RNA from Syngnathus acus (greater pipefish), 2470 nucleotides. RefSeq names its product kelch-like protein 9. The transcript has 11 exons. The record is from RefSeq and is a predicted model, not a curated record. Gene Ontology annotation, cellular component: Cul3-RING ubiquitin ligase complex. The coding region runs from base 272 to 2347 and encodes 691 amino acids. Gene Ontology annotation, molecular function: ubiquitin-protein transferase activity; cullin family protein binding. Gene Ontology annotation, biological process: regulation of cytokinesis; protein ubiquitination. Lineage: Eukaryota; Metazoa; Chordata; Actinopteri; Syngnathiformes; Syngnathidae.
UCUCAUUGGCAGCCGGUGAAAUGCAAGUUUAGACGACAGCGUAGAGCGUGGUCUCAAAAGAGAAGUAACACAGGAAGUGAUUCGAGUCUCAUCGAGUUUGCGUCGAAAGGCUCUUUGACGAGAUACGUGCCACGCUCGCUACCGAGUGGCUGACAUUUUGUUGCUGGCAGCGCUUUUUCCCAACAGCGUCAGGCUGGAGGGAGGAGGUCUAGGCUCGGCUCUCCUCAGAAGGAUUUCCACCAGGAAGCAGUCCAGUAACGACGGCAACAACAUGCGCAGAGUCGGAGACGACAGCGGACCAGGGAGGCUGAGUCGGCACUUUUCCCGGUUGAGCGGGAGGCGUCUUUCCAGGGCGGCAGGUCAACACGACCGAUCUCCCGUGCCGGUACGGGAGCAUCCGGCCCAACACGAUCCUGUCCCGCCUCCAGCGCCAGUUCCGCCCCAAGUUCCGGCUCCGGUUCCUCUUGCCCCGGUCCAGAAAACGCCUCCCAAACGGCCCGAUAAAGCGACCAAGCCCAAAGUGCCCCCUCGGCCGCUUUCCAAGGUGUUCAGUAGUGCUGAACACGGCUCAGCUGUGUUACAGGGUUUGAAUGUUUUCCGCUCAAGUGACACUCUGUGCGAUGUGUUGCUGGUUCCCGGAGACAGUGAAGAAACUUUUCCGGCACACAGAGUCAUCAUGGCCUCGUCCAGCGACUACUUCAAGGCCAUGUUCACGGGGGGUAUGCGCGAGAUGGAUAUGCGCGAGAUCAAGCUGCAUGGUGUCACCAAGUUGGGAUUGAAGAACAUUUUAGACUUCAUCUACACGUCCAAAGUCAACCUGGACAUGGGAAACCUCCAGGACACCCUAGAGGCUGCCAAUUUCUUGCAAGUCAUGCCGGUGCUGACCUUCUGCAACCAGCUUCUGAGCAGAGAGAUCACGGUUGAUAAUUGCUUGGAGGUGGAGAGCAUCGCAUCAGGCUUGCACCUGGAGGAUCUCCAGAAGAACAUUGCUGAGUUUGUGAGCCACAACCUGUCGGCCCUGGUGCAGUGCGGUCACUACCUGCAACUCUCCGAGAAAACUAUCACGGGAGCCCUGGCCAGCAACUCGCUGAACGCCUUCUCGGAAAUGGAGCUCUACCACAUCGCCAAGGGCUGGUUGGCUCAUGACUUUGCCGCGCGCCGCCAUUCCAUCUACGCCUUGAUGCGUCACGUCCGCUUCCCCCUGAUGAGCCCCUCCGAGCUGAUCCUGAUCUCGCACCAAGACGGCGACGGGGCCGACGACGGCGACUCCCUGAUGCGCUCCGAGCCGUCCUGCGUCAACCUCCUGCUGGAGGCCAGCAACUACCAGAUGAUGCCUUUCAUGCAGCCGGGCCUCCAGAGCGAGCGCACGCAGAUCCGCUCGGACGCCACCCACAUCGUGGCGCUGGGCGGCGUCAUGCGGCAGCAACUGGUGGUCAGUCGGGAGUUACGAAUGUACGACGACAAGGCGGCUCGUUGGAGAGCCCUCAAGCCCAUGGAGGUGCCUUGCUACCAGCACGGCGUGGCCCUUCUGGGCGGCUUCCUUUUCAUCGUCGGAGGUCAGAGUACUUACGACACCAAGGGGAAGACGGCCAUCGAUAGCGCCUACCGCUACGACCCGCGCUUCAACGUAUGGCUUCAGAUCGCGUCGCUCAACGAGAAGAGAACCUUCUUCCACCUCAGCGCGCUGAAGGGGAAACUCUACGCCAUUGGUGGCAGGAAUGCGACAGGGGAGAUUGACUCGGUGGAGUGCUACAACCUGAAGACAAACGAGUGGACCUUUGUGAGCAGCAUGGCCGAGUCUCACUACGGCCAUGCCGGGACGGUCCAUGGCGACAUGUUGUACAUCUCAGGCGGCAUCACCCACGACGCCUUCCAGAAGGAGCUGUGGCGCUACGACCCAGCGACGGACGCGUGGACUCGGCGGGCUGACAUGACGGAGCUGCGGGGCCUCCACUGCAUGUGCACGGUGGGCGAUCGGCUCUUCGUCAUGGGCGGCAACCACUUCCGGGGCACCACCGACUACGACGACGUGUUGGGCUGCGAGUACUACAGCCCCGCCGACAACUGCUGGACGGUGGUGGCGCCCAUGCCGCGGGGCCAGAGCGACGUGGGCGUCACCGUCCUCCAGGGCCGCAUCUACGUGGUGGGCGGCUACUCGUGGAACAGCCGCUGCAUGGUGGACAUCGUGCAACGCUACGACCCCGAGACCGACGCCUGGGACCGCGUCUUCGACAUCUUGGAGCCUCUGGGUGGCAUUCGAGCCUGCACCAUGACCGUCCAUCUGCCUGAGGGCUCGGUGGACGAAGCUCACAUCCAGGAAGGACCCUUACCCGCGGGCGAAAACUGAAAUUCGCUAACAAUCGGGCAAAAUAUCUCGGACCUCUUUUUCUUUGAAAGACUCCAGAAAUGGCCACUUCAAAACAAAAUGGCAGCCCCCGCUCAUUUUGUGAUUUCUAUUUUUAUAUAUAAA